AUGGCUUCUGAACCUGUCAGUCCAGUCGUGGAGAAGCUUCUCCAAAUUUUUACUCUUGAAGAGAAGGUAUCUUUAGUUGCCGGCCAAAAUAUGUGGCAGACUGCAGGGAUUGAACGAUUGGGUAUUCAACCUCUUCAAACAACCGAUGGCCCUGCAGGUGCUCGCGGCACGAAGUGGAACUACGGUUCCCUUACUACUUUUAUUCCUUCUGCCAUAUCACUUGCUGCUACUUUCGAUCCGUCGAUAGUCGAGAAAGUUGGCAAUGUCCUCGGCGAGGAGACAAGACGCAAGGGCUGCCAUGUCCUUCUGGCCCCAACAAUGAAUUUCUCCCGCUCACCACUCGGUGGCCGGAACUUUGAAAGCUACGGAGAGGAUCCUUUCCUCAUUGGCACGAUUUCCAAUGCAAUAAUCCGCGGUAUCCAGAAUGAAGGUGUCGGUGCCUGCAUGAAGCACUUCAUUCUCAACGAUACUGAGACCCGGCGUUUCAACGUCGAUCAGACUAUCGAUGAACGUACCCUGCGGGAGGUGUACAUGAAGCCAUUCACUAUGGUUCUUGAAGCCGCUCCGUGGACAGCAAUGGUCAGCUAUCCAAAGGUCAAUGGUAUCCACGCCGACAUGAGCUCUUUCGUCCUUCAGAAACUCCUGCGUGAAGAAAUGCAGUUUGAUAGACUUGUCAUGAGUGACUGGGGAGGCUGCAACAGCACUGCGGAGAGUCUUAUUGCCGGGACAGAUCUCGAAAUGCCAGGUCCACCCAUUCGUCGGGGGGAACUUUUGCUCUCUGCUAUGCGAGAUGGACAGGUGGAUGAAACGAAGCAUUUAGACACCAGCGUACGACGUACUUUGCAGUUGCUCGAACGAGCUGCUCUACUUCCUUCUCUGGAACGGUUAAAUGGAGAGCUCGAACCUCCAGAACAGGAAAAACGAGCACAUGAACAACCAUCUGAUAAUAAGGCAUUUCACAAGACAGUACGAGAAGCCGCCGAGAGCGGGUUGGUUCUGUUGAAGAAUGAGAAUCUGCUGCCGCUCCGUCCUUUAGCUCUGAGCAAAGUUGCUAUUUUGGGUCCUAAUGCCCGCAAGCCAACGGCGGGUGGCUCCGGCAGUGCCGCCGUCAACCCAUUCUACAUCACAACACCGGAGGAGUGUCUGACAGAAGCCCUUCAUGAAGUUCACCCAGGGAUUCGAGUCUCGUACGAUCAGGGAAUACCUUUUACCCUGCGUCCACCUCUAUUCGGUGAUGCGCUUCUUGUCCCUGAGGAUUCAAAGCAGAAGCAGGGAGUGCAGGUGGAGUUUUUCGCAGGGCACGAGUUCCAAGGCCCCGUGGUCGCUACUACAUUCUGGGUCAACUCUCUACUUUAUAUGAUGAGUGACGGAGAUGUGCCAUUAUCUCUUAAGGGCAAGCCAUACUGUUACAGAGUUACUGGAGUCGUCACUCCCAAGGUAUCUGGUCAAUAUACUCUCAGUAUUGCGAACACAGGCAAGGCCAAGCUGUUUAUCGAUGGUCAGCUCCUUAUUGACAAUACUGAGUGGACAACCACGACUGGUGGCUUCCUCGGCUGCUCAAGUGAGGAUAAAACGGUGUCUCUACGCUUGGAUGUAGGGUGCACCUAUUCCUUGCAGGUAGACAAUGUUGUCACCUUGCCGCUUGUGGAGUCUUUUGACAAUACCCUCUUCCCGGCAGUAUCUGGUCUUCGGCUCGGUCUUAGCCUCAACGAGGAUGAGGAUGUUAUGCUAGAUCGUGCUGUGCAAUCUGCCCGCGAGUCCGACGUGGCCAUCCUCAUCGUGGGUCAUAACAAGGACUCUGAAGGAGAAGGCGGCGACCGAGCAGACAUGGAAUUGCCAGGCCGCACCAACGAGCUCGUCUCUUCUGUUUGUGCCGCCAAUCCUUCCACUAUCGUCGUUGUACAAGCAGGUAGUGCAGUCACUAUGCCUUGGGCAGACAAGGCCGGUACAAUUGUAUUAGGCUGGUACCAGGGCCAGGAGAACGGACAUGCCUUAGCAAACGCACUGCUGGGCCAUUGCAAUUUCUCCGGCAAGACCCCUAUUACAUUUCCGAAGAAACUGGCCGAUCAUGGCUCUAGUCAAUGGUUCCCUGCUGAGGCAGCGCAGGACCGCACCGUUUUUGGCGAAGGGGUUUUGAUGGGGUAUAGGUCGUUCGAUGAGCACAAUAUUGAGCCACUCUGGCCCUUCGGCUUUGGACUGUCUUAUACUACGUUUGAGUUGUCCAAUAUCCACAUCAAGGGUAUAUUGUCCGCCUCCUCCAUAUCUGAUGUUACUGUUCAGACCACUGUCAGCAACACGGGCAGGUUCGGUGGACAUGAAGUCGUCCAGGUAUACGCCUCACCAUCUGAGUCCAUCCGUGAAAAUGGCCUUCAGAGUUUCCCAAAGACUUUAGUUGGAUUCACUAAAAUGUGGGUCCCAGCCGGGGAGUCUAGAGAUGCGAGCAUUGUUGUCAGAAAUGAAGAAUUCCGGUGGUACGACGUGAAGGCUGGAACCUGGCGCCUUGAUACUGGUACUUACACUUUCUUCGUUGGUACUAGUGUGAGGGAUAUUGUGCGCAAGUUAAAGCUCAACAUAGUCUAG
This is a messenger RNA of Penicillium verrucosum, 2580 nucleotides long. RefSeq lists its product as uncharacterized. The coding region runs from base 1 to 2580 and encodes 859 amino acids. Gene Ontology annotation, molecular function: beta-glucosidase activity. The transcript has a single exon. Gene Ontology annotation, biological process: glucan catabolic process. The record is from RefSeq and is a predicted model, not a curated record. Lineage: Eukaryota; Fungi; Ascomycota; Eurotiomycetes; Eurotiales; Aspergillaceae.